GCCAUGAGCCAGCCGAGCUCCCCGUCUUCCAGACCAGCGCUCACACUCCGCCUGUCUCCCUGACACACGCCGCGCCACCAUGAAAAGGCAAAACGUGAGGACCCUCGCCCUCAUCAUCUGCACCUUCACCUACCUGAUAGUGGGGGCAGCGAUCUUCGACGCGCUAGAAUCAGACAAGGAGAUGGACGAAUGGAGGAAACUGGACUUGAACAAAACGCAGCUGCUCAGCGCGCUCAACUUGUCCACGGAGGACUUCGGAAAGCUGGAGGACGUGGUGCUGCGGCUGAAGCCGCACAAAGCCGGGGGGCAGUGGACAGGCUCGUUUUACUUUGCCAUCACUGUGAUCACGACCAUAGGAUAUGGCCAUGCGGCCCCAAGUACAAAUGAAGGGAAGGUGUUCUGCAUGCUCUACGCUCUCCUGGGCAUCCCUCUCACCCUGGUCAUGUUCCAGAGUGUGGGUGAACGGAUCAACACCUUCGUCAGGUACCUGCUUCACCACCUGAAGAAGUGCCUUGGCAUGAGGCGCACUGAGGUCUCCAUGGUCAACAUGGUAACCAUUGGUUUCAUAUCCUGCAUGAGCACAUUGUGUGUUGGGGCGCUGGCUUUCUCCCACUUUGAGGGAUGGAGCUUCUUUCAUGCCUACUACUACUGUUUCAUCACGCUCACCACCAUUGGCUUUGGUGACUAUGUGGCGCUACAGAAUGAGCAUGCUCUGCAGACCAAGCCGGAGUAUGUGGCCUUCAGCUUCAUCUAUAUCUUGACAGGUCUGGCUGUGAUUGGAGCCUUCCUCAACUUAGCAGUGCUGCGCUUCAUGACCAUGAACACUGAAGAUGAGAAAAGAGAUGCAGAGCAGCGGGCUCUCCUCGCUCAUAACGGUCAGGCAGGCGGACACAUCAGCUGCUCUGUAGAUGAGGCCUCCACCUCCUCCACGCCCUCUGGUUGUGGUGCAGUUGGAGGCAAUGCAGGAGGAACAGCGAGCCGAGGUCUACGUAACGUUUACGCCGAGGUGCUCCACUUCCAGUCUAUGUGCUCCUGCCUUUGGUUCAAGAGUAGAGAGAAGCUUCAAUACUCCAUACCCAUGAUCAUCCCACGUGACCUUUCAACCUCCAACACUUACAUAGAGCAGGGAGAGGCUUUUUCCAACCCUCUCCACUCUAACGGCUGUGUAUGCUGCCUGCAGCGUCACUCGGGCAUCAGCUCGGUGUCCACUGGUUUGCACAGCCUCAGCACCUACAGAGGAAUCAAUAAACGUAGAAACUCCAUCUAAGCCAUGAGAACUUCAUGCUUUAAGGUCAAGUCCCACCUGUGUCUACCCUGCGCUGAGGGAAGGCCCUCCCACUGUGGUACCAGAUUAGCUGAGGACAUCAGGGGAACAGCUCCAGUCCCAAAGGGACACAGUAUUCCGGAUGUUUGCUUUGUUUUGGCACAGAAGAGCCUGGUGCUGUAAUCUCCAGGCUCCAGCCAUGUAUUUAACUUCCAUUAGCUAAGCACAAACCAUUUAGCACUAACACUGCUCCUGAUGUCACAGAGAAGAAGUGCUAAGGGUUUUUUAAGAAGCAAUCAUUACACAAACUCUGAAAUUGUUUAUGUUAGAAAAAGGAAAAAAAAUGUGCAGCACUCUCUGCACCUUUGACUUCUAAUAAUAAAAAUCAUAAUCAUCUGUUUCUUUGUUCAUAAUACUGAAUUUCAAAAUCUAUUAUAAAAAGGGACAACAUACACUGUGAGGCAUGUUUUUGAGAAGGAUUGGGGUGUGUUAACUGUAUAUUAUGCCACACUGAUAAAUAUUUUAUUGAAUAAUCUUAAAUCCACUUUUUCCAAAACAAAUCUUUGGUUGUAAUAUUCACUCCAUGCGUAUAUAUUUGGACACUUCACUAGUGCAGUAGGUGUUACUGAGGAAAAAAGCCUAUUUUUUUCAGUGAAGGUUUUCAAAAAUAAUCUCAGCCUCUUCUCCUGUGUGUCUCUAAAGUUCAGGUUAAAGCCAAGCUUCGUGCUCUGCUUUAUUGUAUGUAGUUUCUUUCUAUUUAAAAAAUUUACAUUACAGGCAUUUAAAUGACAGUUGUGAUUGAAGAUGAGUAAGCAAGUCAGUGUCUCACUGAAGAAAGAGAGGCUCCUUUCAGACCUCACAUAGAUGUUUGUCUCAUGUUUUCAUAUAACACAGCUAUAUUCUGAUAACUUAAAGCAUGUCAGCUCACCUGUAUAGUAGAAAGUCAUAUCUUAUUCACUGCUGCACCUUAAAAAUGUUUUAGAAGACUGUGGAAUUCAGUCCACUGUUUUAUUUAUUUAUUGUUUAAUGGAAUCACUUUGUGUUUUGUUUCAUAAAUGAUGUAUCCUAAAAAAGUCUUUUUUCUGGUAUUAGUCUGAGAAAUUUCAAUUGAAGCUCUUUGUUGUGGAUAUUUCAGAAUAAUAGCAGUACAUCUCGCUCGGUGGUCUCUGAGUUUGCAUCUCAUGCACCUAUGGGGCUCCAGCCCUGAACUUGAUUCAGCCAACUGAGGUCUUAGUGUUUAUUUUGUUUUCGCUUUAGUUCUCUAAAGCAUGUUUUCUUAUAUAAUAAUUAUUUUAUUUUACAGUGACCCAGUAUGCAUCAUAUCACAUUCAGUUCUUUCUUGUGUGUGUGUUUUUUUAACUGCUGGAAUGUUCUGCAAUAACUGCAAUAUGCUGUUAACAUCGUUCAUUAUCUCUCACUAACUGAUAGAGGGCCUGCCGUCAGCUGUG
Molecule: messenger RNA, 2712 nt
Organism: Monopterus albus (swamp eel)
Lineage: Eukaryota; Metazoa; Chordata; Actinopteri; Synbranchiformes; Synbranchidae
Gene: kcnk3a
Product: potassium channel, subfamily K, member 3a
Biological process (GO): potassium ion transmembrane transport; stabilization of membrane potential
Cellular component (GO): plasma membrane
Molecular function (GO): open rectifier potassium channel activity; outward rectifier potassium channel activity; potassium ion leak channel activity
Source: RefSeq, a predicted model, not a curated record